Notechis scutatus (mainland tiger snake) is the source of this 451-nucleotide messenger RNA. The record is from RefSeq and is a predicted model, not a curated record. NCBI's taxonomy places the organism in Eukaryota, Metazoa, Chordata, Lepidosauria, Squamata, Elapidae.
AACGGGAGCGUGGCGGGAAGAAGGAGGGCGACCCCAACGCCGGGCGCUUCGUGCGCUACCAGUUCACCCCGGCGUUCCUGCGGUUGCGGCAAGUGGGAGCCACGGUGGAGUUCACCGUGGGGGAGAAGCCCAUCAGCCACUUCCGCAUGAUCGAGAGGCACUACUUCCGGGACCAGCUGCUCAAGAGCUUCGACUUCCAGUUCGGCUUCUGCAUCCCCUCCUCCAAGAACACCUGCGAGCACAUCUACGAGUUCCCCCAGCUCUCCGAGGACCUCAUCCAGGAGAUGGUCCGGCACCCCUACGAGACGCAGUCGGACAGUUUCUACUUUGUGGACAACAAGCUGGUGAUGCACAACAAGGCCGACUACUCCUACAGCGGGGGGGCCUGAUGCGGCGCGCCCCCCCCCCACUCCCCCUCCCGAUGGGGGCCCGGGAGCCUCGACUUGCCAGG